UAACAAUGGCACUAACAAUGUGUGUGACAUGGUAAUAACUGAGGUUUUACACUUAUGAAUGAUAAAAUUUGUUGUUUUUAAUUAAAAGUUUAGUUUUUUACUGAUGAAUUUUUAUUUUAAUCAAUUUGUUGAUCGAUUUAUUUCUUAAAAAUAAACAACAAUGGCUGAUUUAUUUGAUUUGGCAAAUUUGAUAACCAACGUUGGUGUUGAUGCUGUUAAAAUAAAGCAAGAGCCUGACGUGCCAGAAAAGUCAUCAAAUCAAAUACUUACCGAGCUGUUUAGCACGUUUGAUGUUGAUGAGGGUAUCGAAUCGCCGGUGAAUGACGAGGAGGAUGAUGAUGAUGAUAGCAAUGACGGUGAUGACACCGCGGAUAAAGUCAAAAAGAAGAAGAAAAAGAGUAAAAAAAAACAUAAACAUAAGGAUAAAAAACACAAAAAACGUAGUAGAAAAAAUUCAUCAGACAGCGGUAGCGAAUGCGAAGUCGAUGGUGUCAAGAAAAAAAAAAAGCACAAGAAAAAGUUGAAGCGAAAAAAAUCAACAGAUUUAAGCGACUCGUCGAAUUCAGACGAGCCUAAAGUUAAGAUAAAAAAAGAGUUACUAUCACCGGAAAAUGCUAGAAAAACUAAAAAUAACCGAGCUCUCAAUUUUAAAAUUGAUCAUCCUCAAACAGUAUUUGACCUAGUGUCUAAUGUUGUGUCUAAAAAGGAACAAAGCGACAAAGAGUUAAAUGAUUGUAAAUCAAGUGUUUUAAAAAGUCCAGAAUUACCACCUUUUUCUAAGAAAGUUGAUGAUGAAUCCGAGCCUGUAGUUCCAAGAUUACUGGAAAAAACAGACCAACCUACCAAAGGAAAAAUUCUAAUAAAAGAUUUAAAAAAUAGUUUAGUAUACAACGAAACGGUGAAAGAAGUUGAGAAUAAAAAAAAAGAAAAGGCUGCGCGUAUGGAGGAUGGCGAAAUAUCAGACAGUAAUUCAGAGAAUCGAACUCCAACAUUGAGUCCAUCGCCACAACCACAAGAUUCUUUUGAUUCAAUAGAUGAUACAGCUGCGCGAUCUAGCCAUCAAGUUAAGGAUCUUAGAUUAGUAUUAAAACACAAGGAAAAAAUUAAAAAGUCGCGUGAUCGUAAAGGAAGUCGAGAAGACCGUGAGUCUCGAUCACAUAAUGACGAUACGAAGGACCGAGGAAGAAGUCACCAUCACGACCGCAAAGACAAACAUCGAAGUACCAGUAGUCACUCGAAAGACAGAAAAUCAGAGUCUACGCACUCAUACUCGCGUAGACGCAGCAGGAGUCGAGGAUGGGAACAUCACAGGACUAGGAGUAAUGAGCGCAGGUAUAGAGACAGAAGCACUGAUAGAAGGUCGACUCGUAGUCGAGAAAGAAGUCGAUACUCCAAUGGACGAUGCAGGAGUGAAGAUAAAGGAUGGGAUAGAUCUUCUAGAGGCCGCAGUCGCAGUAAAGAGAGAAAGGAAAGGAUAGAAAUUGAUAAGAAGAAAUUAUUAGAAAUUGCGAGGAAAAAUGCUAUUAAUAUGAUCAAGCGAGGAGCAUUGCCGUUAGCACAACAGGAUAAAGCAAUAGCUGCUAUUCAAGCUGGUGGAAAAUCUGUUGAUGAACUCAUUGAUUUUUGCAAAUCUUUAUCAAAAUCAGAAGCUCUUGGUGAACUAUCAAGUGUUUCGUCAGAUGAAGGAGCAAGUGAGACAGAGAAAGGUUUUCAUCAUCCAUUUUUACUAAAAGAAAGACCUAAUUCUAUAAUAAUGAAUAUCAGAGACUCGAAACAACUUCCUACGAAAACUUUUCAAGAGCGAACAACGGAAUCGUCUACUCAAUUGCGAUUACAAUUCCCGGUAUCGAGUGGUCAGCAGCACAGAAAAACUGAAAAUGAGUGGAUAGACGUAACACCAGUGCCGCCGGUUAAAAAACCCGAGCCUAAGAAGCCUUUCGUAUCGGCCUCUGUACAAGUACAAACUCCAGCGUUUACCAUAAUACCUCCGAUUAAUACACAACUACCGGCAGCAAAUGCUCAAGCUCUAGUUCCAGUUUCACUUCCAGCGCCAACGCCAGUUCUAACUCCAGUUCAAACUGUUACUACGGCUCCUGUUGUUGCUGUUGCUCCGAUUCCAACGUCAGUUCCUCCAGUUGCCAUGAUACCCGCACCCGUUGAAAUGCCGACAGUUGCACAACCGAUGCUUCAAGCACCCGCUAAUUCUGUCUUUCCUCAACCUCCUGCAGAAAAUAUUGAUAUAGGAACAAUUGUUUCUCAACGAUUAGCUGCGAUGAGAAAGCUCAAAGAAAAUCCAAAUGAUGUCCAAGCGCUAAAUGAAAUUUAUCAAGCACAAAAUGAAAUGAAAACAUGGGCAGAAAGUAAACAGAUGCCAGGUCAGUUUACUGGUAGCACUGGAGUAAAAGUUCUCUCAGCAGCAGAAUUAACUUCAGGCUAUCAAACUUGGGCUCGCAAGGAUCAAUUGACCUCCGCGAUACCUGUGUCGGGUGGUAUGGGUAUGGCAUUGCUACAAAAAAUGGGCUGGCGACCUGGUGAAGGCUUAGGAAAGAACAAAGAAGGUACACUGGAGCCUUUGCAAUUAGAAGUUAAGCUUGAUAAACGCGGGCUCGUUUCUCAUCAAGACGUUGGCGUCAGAACGGGAAAAAAUCCAGGGAAACCCGUCGUACCAACUAUUAAAACCCUAGAAGGUAAACAUCCUGUUUCAUUGCUUGGUGAAUACUGCUCAAAGAGAAAAUUUGGUGCGCCAGUUUACGAGCUCUGCUUUGAAUGUGGACCCGACCACAAGAAAAAUUUCUUGUUCAAGGUCAAAGUGAACGGUAUUGAAUAUAAGCCUAGUGUAGCAAGUCCGAAUAAGAAACAAGCCAAGGCCGAAGCUGCACAAAUUUGCCUUCAAACACUUGGCUUACUCCCCACUUAAUACAACAAUGUGUAUAUUUUCUUGUACAAUAAAAUUUUCGCACCAACAAAAAAAUUUUUUUUUUUUAUUUUAAAUUGUCAAUUAAACUGAUAUUAAAAAGCAGCCGGCCGACAAGAGUGUUGUUGUUAUUGUUCGCUCAUGAGUUCACCUCAACUGUGUGUGCCCCAUCGAAUUACACGUUAAAGUCUGUAAUUUAAGCACUAUUUUACCUGGGCGAGUACAGUAAUCAGGAAAAAGGUGUUGGCCUGCUGGUACCGGGGGUUAGUUUAUAAAGAGUGUAUGCACGUGAUGAUAAUGAAGAUGAUGAAGAUGAAGAGUAUAUGUGGGUAUGACAGCAGUAAAAUGAAGCGUAGUUUAAUUUUAAAUAAUGUUUUAUGUGAUAUGAGCUUUUUAAAAGAACCUUUAAGUCAUUCGUAAAUUUACGACUGUUUUAAUCUCGCGUUUGAAUGGUGAACUGCAUUUACUUUGACGCCUGUUGACUGCAUCCAGACACUGGUGUGUUAAAUGAAGCAGACGCGAUUAUACAUUUCCUUUUAUUUUAUGGGACACCUAUGACGUGCAUUACUAAUGAUUAAUACGGACGGUGUCAAGGUGAAUUUGUCAAUUGUUGCAAAUUUAUAUUAACAUCUUACAUUUCAACUGUCAAUUUAAAAUUCCCUAAUCUAAUUUAUCGAGUAUUUUUAUUAUUGGCAGCUAAUAAGACAGUUUAUUUAUAUCAUUGCGACGUUUUUUUUUUUUUAAAUAAAAAUAUCGGUUAAAUACUUGUCAAGCAGCAAGACAAGUAAUUGCUAGAAUGUUUCAUUAAUUAUAAUCUAUUAAUAACUAUCUACCAACAGAUAUUUAUCCGCAAAAUUAUUAUGCAUGUAUGACAAAGCAAAUUGUGUAAAUAGAAAAAAAUUAAAUAAGUAAAUAAGAGUAUUUCCGUCAUCUCCGUAAUAAAACGCUAAAAGAAGAAAGAAUUGUACGCGAAGAAAUUGAACAGUUUAGUUGAUACGCAAGACGAUGCAUGGGUUGGCAUGGAACUAAAGUUAUCGUCUCAAUUGGCGAUUAUGACCUCGUAAAUUAAUUUAAAGAUCCAGCCAUAUCGCAUCAUUUUUAUACUAUACCAGGUCGAUCAUCUUUUAUUCGAAUGCCAGGCAACACUCGAGUCUACGCAAAUUCUUAACGCAUUAGACAACGCAACGCCAAUCAUAAUUGAAAACACUUAUAACAAAAUUUAUAUGAAUACGCGUUGCGGUGUAAGUGUGAUCUGAUGAUAUGAGAAUGUCGACUUAUUACGUCUGUGCUUAUAAAUAUAUACUGUGUUAAUUAUCAAUUUGUGAGAAUGUGGUAAGAAAAUAAAUAAAAUAGUUGAAAAAAAAAAAAAAAUUGAAAAGAAGAAAAAAAAACUUUAAUUAAAUACGAAUGUAGGCGUAUGGAUGUCGUAGCAAAUUAGUGUAGAGUAGGAGAUAAGGAAAUGGACCUUUCACGUGGCUAUCAAUUCCGGACACGUCAAUGCUCAUCACGGCCUUGACUUAAAAACCCUGAAAUAGUUAUGUGUUUCUUAACGGCAUUUUUUCUCAUCUAACACGGAUCAUUUUUAUUCAAUUGGAUCCUAGAUCGUUAAAAUAUUUUUAUGUAUAUAAUACGCU
Messenger RNA from Cotesia glomerata, 4548 nucleotides. Its product is annotated as protein Son-like. Gene Ontology annotation, biological process: regulation of mRNA splicing, via spliceosome; regulation of cell cycle. Lineage: Eukaryota; Metazoa; Arthropoda; Insecta; Hymenoptera; Braconidae. The coding region runs from base 161 to 2917 and encodes 918 amino acids. Gene Ontology annotation, molecular function: RNA binding. The transcript is spliced from 13 exons. The record is from RefSeq and is a predicted model, not a curated record.